AUGAGAGAUUUGAUCGUUUUAGGUGGUUCUUCACACCCUCAUCUUACUAAACAAAUUUGCAGAAACUUAACUAUAGAUCAAGGAAGGGUCUCUUCAAAGAAGUUUUCUAAUGGAGAAACGAGUAUCGAAGUCAUAGAUUCAGUCAGAGAGAAAGAUGUGUACAUUGUUCAAUCUGGUUGCGGUGAAGUUAAUGAUAACUUUAUUGAAUUAUUGAUCAUGAUAUCUGCUUGUAAGAUUGCUAGUGCAACCAGAGUUACAGCUGUGUUACCAUUAUUCCCUUAUUCUCGUCAACCAGACGCACCCCACGCUGCUAAUUUAACUGGUGCUCCCUCUAUAUCAACCAAAAAGGAGCUGUAUACAUUUGAAAGUGCACCAAGCACCCCAAGACCAUUAUCAAGAGGUAGUAGCUACUUCAAUGAUUCAUUCGCUACAGGUGCUAAUUCAUCUCGUGAAGGAUUAUUAGAAAAGGCAACUCACAAUAGUUUAAGACAUCCAGUACCUUAUACUGCAAAAUCGUUGGUGACUAAUUCAGCCUCCACAAAUAUCACUUCUGUUGAUGUUUCUAGUAAGAGUGAUAAUGGAUAUAAGCAAUGGGUUGCUCAAAAUGGUACAUUAAUUGCUAAUUUGUUGACAACGGCUGGUGCUGAUAGAUUAAUAACUAUGGAUUUACAUGAUCCUCAAUUUCAAGGUUUCUUCAACAUACCAGUUGAUAAUUUAUAUUCAAGACCAUUAUUAAAGCAUUAUAUCAAAGAUUAUAUUCCAAACUAUCAAGAUUGUGUCAUUGUUUCUCCUGAUAGUGGUGGUGCUAAAAGAGCAACUUCAAUCGCGGAUUCUUUAGGUUGUUCAUUCGCUUUAAUUCAUAAAGAGAGAAGAGCUAAAGUCGCCAAGAAUCCUCCUUCAACGGCAGCUUCAAGUUCUUCUAGUUCAGUCAAUCUCUUGAACUCUAUUAGCAUGAACACCACUAAUAUGGUGGCUACAACAAUGUUGGUUGGAGAUGUUAAAGAUAAAGUAUGUGUUUUAAUUGAUGACUUAGUGGAUACUUCCUACACUAUUACAAGAGCAGCUAAAUUAUUAAAGGAUCAAGGAGCAAAAUAUGUUUAUGCUUUGGUCACACAUGCGGUUUUCAGUGGGGAUGCAAUUAAUAGAGUUUUAAAAUCUGAUAUUGACAAAGUUAUUACAACUAAUUCUGUCCCACAACUGGAACAUGUAUCGAUUAUAGGUCCCGAUAAUUUUGAAGUUUUGGAUAUUUCCAGAAUUUUGGCUGAGGCAAUUAGGAGAAUCCAUAAUGGGGAAUCUGUAUCAAUGUUGUUUGAUCAUGGUUGGUAA
This is a messenger RNA of Scheffersomyces coipomensis, 1326 nucleotides long. RefSeq names its product ribose phosphate diphosphokinase subunit (gene PRS5). Gene Ontology annotation, biological process: purine nucleotide biosynthetic process; ribonucleoside monophosphate biosynthetic process; 5-phosphoribose 1-diphosphate biosynthetic process. Lineage: Eukaryota; Fungi; Ascomycota; Pichiomycetes; Serinales; Debaryomycetaceae. The record is from RefSeq and is a predicted model, not a curated record. Gene Ontology annotation, cellular component: ribose phosphate diphosphokinase complex; cytoplasm. The transcript has a single exon. Gene Ontology annotation, molecular function: magnesium ion binding; ribose phosphate diphosphokinase activity. The coding region runs from base 1 to 1326 and encodes 441 amino acids.